AAGAUUUUGUACUGCACGCACUCCGUUGUUUUGUUACAUGCCGCUGUACCGCCUUCGGCUUCAAUUUGUAGAUUCGUGGACGUGUUGUGCAGACUGGAGUCAUUUUGGACAGACUUGGCAAGAGCACGCCCAUAGUCGUCAACACCCACGUUGCUCCAGGAUACCCAAGAUGGAUGAUGCAGGAGAUGUAGUGUUUCAACGAAAUGAAAUCAAUGGCAACUAUGCCAUUCCUCACCAUCCUUGCCACUCCUACGGUGAAGAUGAAGUAGAUUCCUCCAGGGUUCUGCUACCUAGAUGUGAGGAUGAAGCCGAUGGCGCUUCCUUGAAGACUUUAUCUUGCCCCAUCAUGUCCAACCAUGACAGGCAAGGGAAGACCAGAAAUGAUGAUGAUGAUGGCUACUGUUCUCAGGAUCAGAUGCAUGCUUUGAUAACUGACUCUGAGAAGCAUAGGUUUGCCACUGUUCCUGGAGACGAAGAAUCUGCCUUGAACAACAAUAUCUUCUCCUCUUUGGACCCGAGCCUUCCAGGAGAUACCACUGGGAAAGUACUAGGUGUAAGCAUGCCUCCAAAUUACAUUGUCAGAUCAAACGAAAGGAGGACUUCUUUUAGUCCAAAUGAAAAUGUAAAUGGCCAGCAGCGGCUCGACAAUGCAAGAAGUCAUGUUGGUGUUCAGGUUAGAGCAGUGGGAUCAAGACUUUCCUUGGAGGACUGCAAACCUGAAAACACAAAUCCUUCUUACUUGCCUUAUUCAGAUUCGGUAGUAAGUGAUAGCUUGGUUGAACGUUGUAGGAAGGAUACCUCCCCAGGAAGUGGGUAUGAUAAGACAUCAAGAGGCUUAAAAAGGAAGUGCGAUAAUGAAGCCGUGGAACCUUCAGAUGAGGCGGGUGUUUCCUUAUCUCCUCGAAAACGGAAAGAAAGAGAUGAAGACGAUGGUGGUGGGAAUAUGACGUCUACUUCGUCAGCUGAACCAGAUACCAAGAAGAUGAGAACAGCAUCAGUUGUGCCAAGACAAUAUCCACCAGCUCCUCAGAUGAGGCAAGAGCCCAGAUUAAAGAACUCCUACGACAUCCAAGGCCAGGCCAACUGGGUGGUGGAGCAACCUCAACACUGCACCUUUCAUAUAUACCAACAUCAAGGCUCAUCAUCAGGGGGCCCUACUCAACAGCAUCCAGUGGAGUGGGCAGGGAUGAACAUUCAUCAAGUGCAAGAUGAGGAUCUCAAAGCGGCAUUUGAAGCAUCCUCGAAGGCUAUUUCGGUGGCUUUCAACUGGAAGAGAUUUGCCAGGAUACUCCCCGUCUCCAGGAGCCCCUCCCUGGAGAAGGAACUGAGCUCCCUUGAAUCGUGUGCUGGAUCCAAUCAGGACAAGGCCAUGGCCGUGCUCCUUCGUUGGUGGAGGGAAGAGAACGGAUGCCGGUGCGAUGAUGAGGUGAAGGCCAGGCUGAGGGAAGGACUGGAGGAUUGCGGUUUGAAACGAGUGGUCAAGGAUCUAGAUCGCAUCUUCAAGAAAGGUGGACAGUAAAGUGUGAUAGGGUUACUGGCCACUGAACGUCCGUCCUUCCUCGCUUCGAUGGUGGAGGGAAGAGAAAGGAUGUCGGUGCGAUGACAAGGUGAAGGCCAGGCUGAGGGAAGGACUGGAGGACUGCGAUUUGAAACGAGAGGUCAAGGAUCUAGAUCGCAUCUUCAAGAAAGGUGGACAGUAACAUAGGGUUGCUGGCCACUGAACUUCUGUCCUUCCAUGGUCUCUUCCUCUAAGCUAUAACUUCAAGGUGCAAUUUAGUCCCAAUCAUGCGAUCUUCAUGUUGGAAAUGUUUCGAAACAAUAGAAAAGUUGGAUUUAUUUGAACAUAAAUUCAAUUGUCUUGUAUGAGAGUUUGAGGCUUAUUUAGAAGGUCAGUACUCAUGCAGUCUCCUGAAAAAGGGUAAUUGCAUUUAGUUUACAGAAAUCGGUGUGCAGGGCCACACAUGAAGCUGGUAGACAUGUGCAACCCAAAUUUCAAGUCAUCAUUCUAAAUGUGAGGGCAUUCGAGGAUGCCCUCAUCUACUUUGCAGAAGAUCCUUCAAUUCUUUUUGAAAUGACAUGAAAAGACUGUAAAAACUCAGAACACAUUUCUCAGAAAUGAUUUGUGAUUUGGUUCAUCAAUUUUUGUUCAUGACCUACAUGCACCUCUUUAAAGAGUGAGCCUAUUUUGAAAUAUUUAAUGUCUUCCAAAUAGCAAUUGAUUUACCAGGAUGAUUGACUAAAAUAAUUAGAAAUAUAACAACGCCCAAUAAAUCCAUGUCAAAAUGUUAAGAAUUUGUCGUAUCGUGCCAUAAAUGGUUUUCAUCAAGGGCUAAUUUGCUAAAGUAUUUUUUUAUUCUUGCAUAAAAUCAUAACAAUUUGUGAGAAUUCAUAUUGAUAUGAAGCAAAAUGAAAUACUGGAAAGACAAGCAAUUUUUUUUUGUCCAUUCAAAUUCUCCUGAAAAGGUUAGCUCCUUCUAGUUAGUGCAAAUUGAAACAACAAUCUGCCCAGAGUUUGACAACAUCAUGCAUUUUAACUCAUGAUGCACUGGCGGACCUGGGGGGGGGGGCAAAGCCAGCCCUGCCCCCUUUUGAGAGGCACAAAAAUUUGAAAUGUGAAAAUGCUGUUAAAACAGAAGUGUGCCCUCCCCCCUUUCGAAAGUGAACAAUAUGCCCUUAAUUUCUUGUUAAAAACUUUUUUUUGGGGGGGGCUUGUCAAAUUUUUUCCUUGUGAAAAUGUGCCCCCCCCCCCUUCCUCGAUCUGCCCCUGUCAUGAUGUAAUAAUAAAAUUACGUGAUCAAUCAUAUGACAGGAAGUAUGCCAUUCUAAAAUCAUUAUGAUGUUAUUAAUUGGUCUGCACAAUGUUGUACUAUAUUUUAGACUCGAAAGCAUAUUAUGCACAUCUAUUAGCAUAAAAGAUAAGAUUUGACCAAUCAUAACUGAACACUGAAGUAUGUUGCUGAGUUUUGUCGCAUGAUAUCUGUAAAAGGCUUUAAAAGCCUAAUAUUUAAAGAAAAAAACUUUUUAUGUUAAAAGAAAGGCUGCUAGUGACUAGUAGAAUUUGAUGUUUUCAUAGAAUACUUUGAAAAAUGAAUGACAGGAACACUUAUUUUUAAUAGGAUUGAAUAUUAAAAUUAACGGCUUAUCAAAGUUUGUCUUAUUCGUGAUUGACAACUGCUGUAUUUAUGUGCAUAGCAUAUUUUAACUUUGUAAAUAUUUGACAAUACUUUUACUGUGUACAUUUUGAUUGAAAGUAGAAUAAUGAAUGCCAAAGUGAGAAUUGUUUGAAAUGUACUUUUUCCAUUAAAAUCAUGAUAAUGUACUAGCUUUAAUAGUUCAGCACUGUACUUUAAGUGCAUUGCAAUUAAUUUUACUCAUUUUAAGUAUUGUUUAUUUCAUUAACGAGUACUGUUUACCUCAUAUGCAAACAUUUUUGGGUGAUAGAAGAUUUUGUGCUGGACAUUUGGUGUUGAAUUUUUAUAUCUCUCCUUCUUCAAACUAGUUUAAAGAACAGGGGUUUAUAUCUCUGCUCACAACGAGAAUCAAAGGAAAAUAUUUUUUCCAAUAAUUAUUAUGAUGUAGCAAUUGAUGACAACAUUACAAGUAACAAGGGGUUAGGGAACAGAAUAUAGAAUUCUUCACCUUUGACUCUCCCUCAACAGUUCAUGCUUAUUUGUAAUUCCCUUUCUGAAAUAUGUGAUUUUCGUCAUUCAUAAUAAGAGUAUGAAAUAUUUCUAAAUCUAGGUCAUCUGCUUUGUGGAUGUAUCAACAUCGUUUCCCCCUAAGAUUUGAAAUAAUCUUUAUCAUUUACAUUAUUAUGGAAUACCUGCAAUUUUGUAUAUUGCUGCUACCUGUUUAUACUGUUUUUUUUAUCAUUUGCCCGCAAGUAAUAAUGGUAUUACUGUAUUUUGUAAUAUGUUUUUUUAACCCUUUUAUACCCAUUAGACAGACUGCUGUAGCUAAUUUAUGUAAACUUACAGUGGAACAUUUUUUUUUACAUUGGAAAGCCUUUUGUAUUCAGCCGUUUUUAUCCUCCUUUUAUAAUGGAACAAAAACAUCAUUUUUAUUUUGCCAAGCAUUUUCAGCUGAUCAUCAACAGUUUGUCAUCAUUCUUUUACACUGCCAUGUUACGUUGAUAGUAUUAUUUCCGUAUUAUUUUGUAGCACUAGUUUUGUAUUUCUUUUUUAUCACAUUCAUGUAGUAUUCAUUUGCUUACACAAUCAUUGUUGCACCUUGUUA
Molecule: messenger RNA, 4236 nt
Organism: Lytechinus variegatus (green sea urchin)
Lineage: Eukaryota; Metazoa; Echinodermata; Echinoidea; Temnopleuroida; Toxopneustidae
Exons: 5
Coding region: 38-1519 (493 amino acids)
Biological process (GO): signal transduction
Molecular function (GO): protein binding
Source: RefSeq, a predicted model, not a curated record